Messenger RNA from Eremothecium sinecaudum, 459 nucleotides. RefSeq names its product ribonuclease P/MRP protein subunit POP6 (gene POP6). The coding region runs from base 1 to 459 and encodes 152 amino acids. Gene Ontology annotation, molecular function: nucleic acid binding. The transcript has a single exon. NCBI's taxonomy places the organism in Eukaryota, Fungi, Ascomycota, Saccharomycetes, Saccharomycetales, Saccharomycetaceae. The record is from RefSeq and is a predicted model, not a curated record.
AUGGCUUCCGGAGAUGAAUAUUUACUAUACAAUGAAUUGAAGCUCGAUGCCACACUUUCUAAUACCGAAGAGUGCUUCAAUAGCAUAAGAGAUAUUAUUAUAACUAAACUAAUCCUUAAUGAGGUAGAUCCUGAUAAUUGUAUUCAGGUUCAGAAAAAAUCUCAAAUUCAACCCCUUGUUUCACAUAUUACUCAAAAACUUACUCAUGAGCAGAAACCGAUACUCUUGUAUUCAUAUGGACAGCAUAUACACCGACAAAUAAGCGUUUUGGAGGUCGUAAAAACAAAGUUAAGAGAACAGCAGUUUAAUUUUCACCAAUAUAACAAUUUGAGCUGCUUGGUACAAAUAUCUCAAGGGAGAAAUGAGCUGUUACAAAAAAAAAUUAAUAUACCUGUCAUGCUAAUAAUCAUUGCCUCAAAAGAGCUGAUUAUGAGCUUGGAAGGCUUUCAAAAACAAUGA